GUCAUUACUCAUCGUUUAAAUGUGCAGACGCCCACGGAAAACACGACGAAAUUCCGUAUUCCUCGCCGAUUUAACGUAGCACAGCGGAGGGGUAAUUAGACAGACACCCGACGAUCAAAUAACAAGCACUCAGGGAGACAAUCUCUCAACGUUUAGACUAUAAGUUCGGGCAUCUUAACCAAACUGUAUUGCUUGACAAUACACAUCAACAAGCAAAAAGGAAAUACUACCAUCGUUGGAUCAUUAUUUUAACGCAACUGUAGAGAAUCAAAACAACCAGAAGAUCAUCACUUCGGCGCCCGGUGAAUUUAGAAAACCUGGUGUGAUCGAUUAACAGAACUGGCCUUUUAAAAUACACUGCCUGUAAAAAUGGGACUGCUGUUUGCCAAACUGAUGACUGUUUUCGGAGACAGAGAACACAAAGUGAUUAUUGUCGGUUUGGACAAUGCUGGGAAGACCACUAUCCUCUACCAGUUUUUAACUAAAGAAGCCGUGCAGACUUCUCCCACAAUUGGCAGCAACGUAGAGGAAAUUGCAGUGAAGAAAACACGCUUCCUUGUCUGGGACAUCGGUGGUCAGGAGAGUCUCAGAGCUACCUGGAACUCGUAUUACUGUAAUACAGAGAUUGUCAUCCUGGUGGUUGAUAGCACUGACCGAGAACGCCUGACUAUAACUAAAGAGGAGCUUCAUCGCAUGCUUGCACAUGAGGAUCUGCAGAACGCAUCGGUGCUGGUUUUGGCAAAUAAGCAGGACAUGAAAAACAGCAUGUCUGCUGCAGAGAUCUCUCAGAGUCUGACUCUCAGCUCGCUCAACGCCCGCUCCUGGCAUGUCCAGGCCUGCUGCGCGCUCACUGGAGAAGGUUUACCAGCCAGUCUAGAUUGGAUGCGCUCCCGAGUUGUGGCGAAUUAGUCCAGCAACAGUGCUUCUGAAACCUCUGGAACUGCUGAAAGAGAGAUCAGGCCUGCUUAAGACUUUUCAUCAAGCUCUCAGUGCCUCUGUCUGAGUAAACUUCAAAUACUGAAUCUUGGAGGAACACGCUUCAUCCACUUACUAUGGAUAUCAGAACAAGCCUGGAGACUCUGUGUGUGUGUGUGUGUGUGUGUGUGAGAGAGAGAGAGAGAGAGAGAGUGAGUGAAUGUGUGUGUAUAAACGUUUGUGUUUGUACAUUAUGUGACUCCGUUCUAGAGGUCCACAUGUUUACAUUACAGACUUCUGAAAUGAUCUGACCCUGAUCAUGAUGUGUUGGUGCCACUGUUUUCACCUCCGGCUGUGCUGACGGCUCCGCUGCUCACGUGGAGUUAUUGUCUACAGGCGUCCAUCUCAAAAAGGGUGGAGGUGGGGGUAAUGGUUCACAUGCCCGUGCUGAUUCAUGAUGAGCCACUAAGCUAUUGAGCAAGCAUUACUUGAAGUAUUUAAAUGGAAAUUAUUUGUGUAUGUUGUACAGAUGUGUGCAUGCAGAAUGGAACGUGUUCAAGUAUUUUAUUUUUGAAAGUAGACUGGAUAUUCAUAGUAUGCUUUCUUAUAUAAUUUUGUACAAAAAAAGUUUUGUACAAAUAAAAAAUCUACUAAAAAUAU
Molecule: messenger RNA, 1575 nt
Organism: Labeo rohita (rohu)
Lineage: Eukaryota; Metazoa; Chordata; Actinopteri; Cypriniformes; Cyprinidae
Gene: arl5c
Product: ADP-ribosylation factor-like 5C
Exons: 6
Coding region: 370-909 (179 amino acids)
Biological process (GO): intracellular protein transport; protein localization to Golgi membrane; vesicle-mediated transport
Cellular component (GO): cytoplasm; trans-Golgi network
Molecular function (GO): GTPase activity; GTP binding
Source: RefSeq, a predicted model, not a curated record